AUGACCGCUCAGAGAGGUCAGGAUGUGGAGAUGGCCUGCUCCUUCAGAGGGGCGGGAACGCCGUCCUACUCACUGGAGAUCCAGUGGUGGUACAUCAGGAACCAUCUGGACUGGACGGACCGGCAACCCUGGGCAACUAAUGAGGUGGCUCCGGAGGAGGAGAUGCCAAAGGAUGCCACAAAAAUAAGCGUGGUGGGUAGCAACAUCUCCCACAAGCUCCGCCUCUCCCGGGUCAAGCCCUCCGACGAGGGCACCUACGAGUGCCGGGUCAUCGACUUCAGCGACGAGGCGGGGGCUCGCCACCACCGCGUGCGGGCCUACCUGCAGGUGGUGCCGGAGGCCCGGCUCCCCCAGGCCCACGCCAGCGGUGGCGGCGGGGGCGGGGGGGGCGGUGGCGGCGGGGGGGUCGACAACUUCGAGGCCGCCGACGACACCAAGAGAGGCGCGAGCCACAGCCACGGCGCCGGCGGUGGUCAGCAGCACAAGGCCGGCAGGGAGCUGAAGAAGAGGGAGGUGGACAGUAACCACAGCCACAGUGACUGCACCAACGAGCCCAGCUGCACCCUGUAA
This is a messenger RNA of Menidia menidia (Atlantic silverside), 570 nucleotides long. The record is from the annotation of a GenBank genome assembly. Lineage: Eukaryota; Metazoa; Chordata; Actinopteri; Atheriniformes; Atherinopsidae.